AUGUUCCGCGAUGAAAGCACCAAGGUCAUCAAAAAAGCACACGCUCAAUGGGGAGUUACCGAUGGUGCUGAGAACGGUGCUGAGCGCGCAUCGGCCUCGACAGCUCCAUCACCGCCUGCUUCUUCGCCCUCUUACAGCCGGAAGGGCUCGCCGAACAGCACGAGGUCUGCAUCAAGAUCAGGAGCCGCGAAUGUACCUUCGCCAGCACCGAGCUCGGCAUCCUUUUCCGCCUCGCCUUCGUCAACGUACCGUUCUGUAGGCUCUUCAUCACCGCCAGCGCUCCCGGCUGUCAAGGAAGAACACAACCGCGAGUCCAGCCCUCCGACACUCCAGAUAGGUCCUACCCUCGAGGAGCAGGGUGUGCAGUUCUACGUCAAUAGGUAUUUGAUAGGGCAUCCUGAUGAACCCAAAAACGGCCAAGAUUUGAACACGGAGGGUUGGAUAUGGCAUCCAGCAGUACAGGACGUCAUGUGCGCCGUAGGCCUUGCUGGCCUGCAUAACCUGACUGGCAACGCCAAAAUGAUGUCGACUGCGCGAGAGAAGUAUGGUUCAGCACUACGACAUACUGGGAAGCUGAUCCGGCCUCCCCAUACACCGAGCAUAGAUGUGACAAUGAGGGCCGUGGUGGCCCUCGCCAUGUUUGAGGUUGUGAAAGGGACGCAUCAUUCCACAAGCACCGUCCAUGCCCAUGUUAUGGGCGGGGCUGCGCUGAUGAGAAGCUGGUGCCCUAUGCCCAGUGCUCCAUUUGCAGGCUUCAGGGCCUUGUUGCAGCUGUGCUACUCGAUGUUCAUACCUCUACACGUUGCUGGCAUGCCCAUGCCACCGGACUUCUACGAUUGGGUUUCUUAUGGUUCGCAACUCCAGCUGCCCAUAGACCGACCAUCGACCGACCUAGCCGUUCUGAUCGCUCGAUUUGUCGAAACCUCGUCUAUUAUUCAUAACCAUGUCAUUAGCGACGGAAAACCAAAGACGGCCAGCGUUAUUCAGCAGCUUUUGGAUCUUGAUCAAGAUUUGGCCUCGUGGGAGAGUGGACUGGAGGGAGAUUGGAUUUACCGCACCAUUCACGCCACCCAUCUCCCUCCUAAGGCAGUGUUCCAGUGCGAAUACCACAAAUACCACGACGUCUGGACUGCUCGAAUCUGGAAUUACUACCGAUGGUGCCGGAUUCUGGUCAACCAGAAUUUGCUGGAUCUGACGAAUAAGAACCCCGUAUCCAACGACGAGCAGACGAUCAAGGUCGCAUCGAAGAAGGACCCCAAGAACAAGCCUGACGGCCCUAUUAAGCUCAAGAAACCCGCUCCCAAGUAUAAUAAGCCUGGAAAUUGGAGGGAAGGAAGCAUUGUAGAAGAAGACAAGAAAUCAAAGAAGGAUGAUUCCGCAUCAAUAUCUGUCGCUUCUCCAGGACCCGUCGUUAAUCCCCUCGAUGAUAUCGCGCGCGAAGCCUUUGCGACUGGCCGGCCGCUGGAGGACACACCCGACCUACAACAAUGCAAGCACUGCAAGAAGAGCAUCCUCAAAACAGCCGCCAAGACUCACAUCGCCGCAUGUCUUAAGCUGAAGAAGGAGAAGGCCCAGAGGAAAAAGGAGGCGAGAGAGGCCCGCGAGCGCGCUAAGGAAGCUGCACGUGAAGAGGAAGCCAGAAAGGCAGACGAAGAUCCCGAUGGCAAAGGCGACGAUGACAGCGACGGCGAUGAAGACGGCGGCGACGGCAAAAAGGCUACCGGCAACAAAACUGCAAAGAAGACAGGGGGAAAGAAAACCGACGGUGAUACCGGCAAGGGCAAGAAGCGCAAAGCAGACGGAGACGCGGAGAAAGGGCCUAAGCAGAAAAAGAAGAAGGAAGAACCGAAGCCAAAGGCCCCCAAGCCGAAAGGUAUGGACCGUUGUCUCAUUGAGAUAUUCACCUGCAUGGGUGCAAAACGUGCUGUUGCGGGUAGAUCUCUUCCCUACGACAUGCUUCUGGCGGCGUACCAGAAGAAGAACCAGGCCAAACAGCAGAAGGCUGCUCUCGACGCCAAUGCCCCACUAGAGGACGAAGAUGAAGCCAACGCCGGGCCGGUUGACUCGGACGAAGAGACGGCCGCUGUCAUGAGUGCGCUGGCGCACUGGAAUCCACAACCUGUGGUGCCGCAGCCAGUACUCAUUCCAAUUAAGAGACAGUACCAGCUAGCUCGGCUUCACGAGCAGCUGCAAAUGGCGACGAACGGUGGAAGAACAAACAUAUUUAAAGUCAACGUUGUAUACUACUUCCCCAAGACCAUGGCGCCCGCAGGCGUCCUCGAUGCCUUGGGCCACGCCCUCGCAGGCGCCCUUGGAACUGCCUUCUCGACAGCUGCAGUGUAUCCCCUCGACCUUGUCACCACACGCCUCAAAGUCCAGCGGCAGCUGCGAAGCGAGGAUGCGAUCUCCGAAAAGGACGAGUACAAAGGCGUGGUGCAAGCCAUGAGAGCCAUCACGGCGCAAGAAGGCGGCAUAUCGGCCCUCUACACGGGUCUCGCCCAGGACGUUUUCAAGUCCAUCGCGGACUCGUUCCUCUUCUUUCUCUUUUAUGAGUACUUUCGAGGCACGCGCCGGCGCUCGCGUGGGAAACGACUGUCGGUCCUGGACGAGUUGGCCGUGGGCGCGUUGGCGGGCGCCUGUGCGAGAGCCUGCACGACGCCAAUUGCGAACGUAGUCGCGAGAAAACAGACAUCAGCGAUGAUUGAAGGCAACGAGGAGGGCGGGGACGCAUCGGUGUGGGAAAUUCUCUCGUCAAUUCGCGCAGAAAACGGCAUGGCUGGUCUUUGGGCCGGUUAUUCCGCGUCAUUGCUGUUGACCAUCAACCCUAGCAUCACAUUCUUCCUCAACGAAAAGCUGGGAAAGACCCUACUCCCGGACUCUGACGAAGCCUCGCACAACACGCACACUACAUUCCUCCUCGCUGCUGCGAGCAAGUCCAUUGCGACCAUCAUCAGUUAUCCCAUACAGACCGCAAAGGCCAGACUACAGAUGCGCGGUACUGCUUCGCCGCGGAGAAGCACUGAUUCCCAAGAAAGACCUCGUGCCGAGGACCUCAGCAAGGAGCCUUCUAGUCCAGGUGCGCUGGCCAAGACGAAGGAGGCGCUUGAUAACAGCGUGCUCGCCAUUGUCUUGUCCAUUGCCAGAACCGACGGAAUAGCGGCCUUAUACGCCGGGCUUCAGGGCGAAGUGCUCAAGAGCUUCUUCAGCCAUGGCCUGACAAUGGUAUCCAAAGGCGUCAUUCACACCUUCGUAAUCCGCCUUGGUCUUCUGCUGGUGUCCUUGUCACGGAGACAGUCGCGCGAUAUUAAGAUGCAGCACCUGAGACGAGUUUUCCUCCGACUUCGAUGA
This is a messenger RNA of Colletotrichum scovillei, 3348 nucleotides long. RefSeq lists its product as uncharacterized. Lineage: Eukaryota; Fungi; Ascomycota; Sordariomycetes; Glomerellales; Glomerellaceae. The coding region runs from base 1 to 3348 and encodes 1115 amino acids. The transcript is spliced from 8 exons. The record is from RefSeq and is a predicted model, not a curated record.